Molecule: messenger RNA, 1164 nt
Organism: Diaporthe citri
Lineage: Eukaryota; Fungi; Ascomycota; Sordariomycetes; Diaporthales; Diaporthaceae
Exons: 7
Coding region: 1-1164 (387 amino acids)
Source: RefSeq, a predicted model, not a curated record
AUGUCGUUCGCUCUAACUUUGCUAUCUGCGGGGUGUCUUAUGCCCUUCGGAAUUAGCCGUGCUGCCGGGGUGCCUCCUGCCAAAGUGCCUGCUGCAGCUCAGCUCGUUGACUGGAGGAGCUUCAAUGUCCUUGCGACCGUGCCCCCUCCAGCGGAGGCGGACGAUUCGACGAUAUUUCUUUGGCCUGGUGUGACUCUAGAAUCCCUCCAAGCCAGGCCCUUCCACAUCUACGACAACGAGUUCUACGAUGUCAUUGGACGGGAUCCUUCCCUGACACUCAUUGCUACUUCCGAUACUGACCCUAUCUUCCACGAGGCUGUUGUGUGGCACCCUCCUAAAGACGAGUCCUCCAUCAUCCAGAAGAUCUCACUUGCAGAGGCCGAGGCUGUACGCAAGGGUGAAAGGGACAACGCGACCGUUACGGUAGUGCCUUCUCAUCCCCAGGUCAUCAACCCCAACGGUGGCACGAAUUACAAGGGAAACAUUGUCUUUGCUGGAGAGGGUCAGGGUGACGACAUCACCUCCACGAUGUUUCUCAUGAACCCCGAGGCUCCAUUUAACACCACAGUCCUCUUCAACAACUAUUUCGGUCGCCAAUUCAACUCGCUAAACGACGUGGUCAUCAACCCCCGGAAUGGGGAACUGUAUUUCACCGAUACCCUAUACGGCUUCCUGCAGGACUUUCGCCCUCCUCCCGGCCUGCGCAACCAAGUCUACCGCUACAACUUCGAGACCGGGGCCAUCGCAGUCGUCGCUGAUGACUUCACUCUACCCAAUGGUCUCACCUUCUCACCCGAUGGCAAGAAGGCCUACGUCACCGACACCGGCAUUGCUCUAGGAUUCUAUGGCCGCAACCUCUCGUCUCCCGCCUCUGUCUACUCUUUCGACGUGAACGAAGACGGCACUUGGGAGAACCGCAAGACUUUCGCCUACACUGCUUCUUUCAUCCCCGAUGGUGUUCACACUGACUCUGCUGGCCGCGUCUACUCUGGUUGUGGCGACGGCGUUCAUGUCUGGAACCCCUCCGGCAAGCUUAUCGGCAAGAUUUACACCGGCGCUGUUGCUGCCAAUUUUCAGUUCGCUGGAAAUGGCCGGAUGAUCAUUACUGGGCAGACAAAGCUGUUUUACGUUACUCUCGCUGCUUCCGGCGUGGGGAUACAGUAG